GGUUUCUGGACGGCAGCCGACGCUUGUCUCCCUCCGCGCCGGGGCCUCGGCGUGAGGGAGGCGCGCGAGGCGGCUGGCAGGCGGCCGGUGCUGAGGGGGCCCGGCGGAGGAGCAGGCCCGCGGCGACGGGAUGUUCAAGAACACGUUCCAGAGCGGCUUCCUGUCCAUCCUCUACAGCAUCGGGAGCAAGCCGCUGCAGAUCUGGGACAAGAAGGUGCGGAACGGCCACAUCAAGCGCAUCACCGACAAUGACAUCCAGUCACUGGUGCUGGAGAUCGAGGGCACCAACGUCAGCACCACGUACAUCACGUGUCCCGCUGACCCAAAGAAGACGCUGGGGAUCAAGUUGCCGUUUCUGGUGAUGAUCAUCAAAAACCUGAAGAAGUACUUUACUUUCGAAGUGCAGGUGCUGGAUGAUAAAAAUGUGCGCCGACGGUUCCGUGCCAGUAACUACCAAAGCACCACCCGGGUCAAGCCUUUCAUCUGCACCAUGCCCAUGCGCCUGGAUGAUGGCUGGAACCAGAUCCAGUUCAACCUGUCGGACUUCACUCGCCGGGCCUAUGGCACCAACUACAUUGAGACCCUGAGAGUCCAGAUCCAUGCAAACUGUCGCAUCCGCAGGAUUUACUUCUCUGACAGACUUUACUCUGAGGACGAGCUUCCUGCUGAGUUCAAACUUUACAUUCCUGUCCAGAACAAGGCAAAGCAAUGAUGGCGUGAUGGGGAGCCUCCGGCAGAAACAAUGUGAAGAUGCUGAUGGAAGAGUAUUUUUUUAAAAUUAGAAACAAAAUGUAGGUGUGGAUUUCCUUGAGUAACUAUAUUUAAUAACAGUUGAUAUCUGUGAUGCUGGGACCAAACAAAACAAAAUAUAUCAUUGUUCCGUGUGAGAGAUGGAUCGGGCUCCACUUUGAAGUUGUGGAUCACUCCUAGGGAGACCAUGAAUCGUGGAACUGAUUUGCCUAGCAAGUGGAGGCUUUUGUUGAAGCAGUUCUGAAACCCUGGUGCCCUCACAGAUGCCAGUGGUUUCCUUCUUUGCUCUGUCUCUGUGUUUGCCCCAAGUGCGUGUGAGCUACUCUUGUCCUGAAAGCUGCUAUUAAAUAUUUGAUUUCCUUUGUAAGGCUGUGCUGGUCUCUCUUGGCUAUUUGGAGCCAAAGGUUCCUCCCUGCCAGUGCAGUGUAAAAGCACAGGGGACAGCUUCUCUGUACACCAAGAGUUGGUGCAGAGUCCACAAAUUAAACUGAACCAUAAUAGUUGGUCCAUAAAUCAUGCUAAGCCACAAUACAUUUUUGCUUCUUGCUAUGUGUCCCUCCUGAGCAACAGAAAUGGGCAUUUUAUUGAUUGGGAAAGCAAAGGCAGCCUUUGUCUAUGAGGAGACCUAAUGGGCAGAGCUGCUGCCAGUCCAUCUAGAGAAUAGCCAGGCUGCGAGAGGUUUGGCGGACUGCAUCCUUCAUAGGUUUGCUGAGCUCCCCAGGAUGGCACUGUAAGAAGAACCCUUGCUAGUCUAGAAGAGAUUCUGUCAGCAUCUGUCUCCUGGUGACUAGUUGAUUUUUUUUCCCAGCAGGAGGGAAUGACAUUUGCAGGCUGGUUCUCCCUGAUAUUGCAGAUGUUUUCUAAACUUUGCUCUUUCAUUAAUCAUCCCAGAUAGCUUGGCUUGGCUUCUGCUACAGACAUCUGACAAAGGACAGAGCUGGUCAGUUUUUGUUCUGGUUAGCUUUUGGUUUGCAGCAAGAUCAGGGCUUGGGUGAGGGGGAACUUCACACAUUCUGAUAAAAAUUUGACCAAAUCCGAUGUUGACUGACCAUGAUUACUUUGAUUUAUUAGAUUCAUAUGUUGCAGCCAAUAACAAAUAAAGUUAUAACCAGAA
Thamnophis elegans (Western terrestrial garter snake) is the source of this 1864-nucleotide messenger RNA. It is a transcript of the gene CFAP20, whose product is annotated as cilia and flagella associated protein 20. Gene Ontology annotation, biological process: cilium assembly; regulation of cilium beat frequency involved in ciliary motility; positive regulation of cell motility. Gene Ontology annotation, cellular component: ciliary basal body; motile cilium. The transcript has 6 exons. The record is from RefSeq and is a predicted model, not a curated record. Lineage: Eukaryota; Metazoa; Chordata; Lepidosauria; Squamata; Natricidae. The coding region runs from base 131 to 712 and encodes 193 amino acids.